AGAUGUGAGUGAAUGAAUUAACAAUAUGUGUAGCUAAAACCUAACCUAAUUAAUUUUCCUACGUGUAAGAUUUAUCCCUAAUUUAUUAGCAAUAAGUAUAAAACAUUUUUAAAUGUAAGAACGUGUUACAUUCUUAUAGCCCUUAAUUAUACCUGUAAUUGCAAUUUUAUCAGAGUGGGAAACAUGUCGAAUUGGGAAGAAAAGAAGCAUCUUAUCACUCGAAACUUGCAAGAAGUUUUGGGUGAAGAGAAACUGACCGAAAUUUUGAAGCAAAGGGAUUUAAAACUUUACUGGGGCACUGCAACUACUGGUCGUCCUCAUGUCGCUUACUUUGUCCCCAUGUCCAAAAUAGCAGAUUUCCUCAAGGCUGGUUGUGAGGUAACAAUACUGUUUGCCGAUUUACAUGCUUAUUUAGAUAAUAUGAAAGCACCCUGGGAAUUAUUGGCUCUUCGGACUCAGUAUUAUGAAGCUGCUAUUAAAGCAAUGUUACAAUCAAUUGAUGUGCCUUUAGAUAAACUAAAAUUUAUAAGAGGCACUGAAUAUCAGUUGAAUAAAGAAUAUACCCUUGAUGUAUACCGUAUGACAUCUGUCAUAACGGAUCAUGAUGCUAGAAAAGCAGGUGCAGAAGUGGUAAAACAGGUAGAUCAUCCUUUAUUAAGUGGCCUCCUUUACCCUGGACUGCAAGCAUUGGAUGAAGAAUAUCUUAAAGUUGAUGCUCAGUUUGGAGGCGUUGAUCAGAGAAAAAUAUUUACCAUGGCUGAAAAAUACUUGCCACAACUAGGUUAUGCAAAAAGAAUUCACCUUAUGAAUCCUAUGGUACCAGGGUUGACUGGUGGGAAAAUGUCUGCCUCAGAGGAGGACAGCAAGAUUGAUUUAUUGGAUAAUCCUGCAAAUGUUAAGAAGAAGCUCAAGAAGGCUUUCUGUGAACCAGGAAAUAUAACAGAAAAUGGAGUGCUAUCUUUCACCAAGCAUGUUGUAUUUCCUCUUUUUAAGCCUGGGGAAUUCUUUAAAAUUUCUAGAGCACCUGAAUUUGGUGGUGAUAUUGAAUUCUCCAACUUUGAUGAUUUAGAAUCUGCUUUUGCUAAACAAGAAGUACAUCCUGGAGAUUUGAAAGCAUCAGUUGAACAAGCUAUUAAUCGACUUUUGGGACCCAUUCAGGAAAUAUUUAAAGACCCUAAACUUCAAGAGUUAGCUAAAAAAGCUUACCCGCCCCCAACUAAAGUUAAGGGUAAUAUAAGUCCAGUUGUGGAUGAAAUUACUCCUUCAAAAUUAGAUAUAAGAGUUGGAAGAAUUGUAGAUGUUUCAAGGCAUCCUGAUGCCGAUGCUCUGUAUGUAGAGAAAAUAGAUUUAGGAGAAGCAGAACCACGAACCGUUGUUUCUGGAUUGGUUAACUUUGUACCUAUUGAAGAAAUGAAAAAUAGGGAAGUAGUGGUUCUGUGUAAUUUGAAGCCGGCUAAAAUGCGUGGUGUAGAAUCAAAAGGCAUGGUUCUAUGUGCAUCUAUAGAUGACCCUAAACAAGUAGAGCCUUUAUCAGCUCCAGAAGGAAGUAAACCCGGUGACAGAAUUGUUGUUGAAAAUUAUGAAACUGGUGAGCCAGAUGAUGUCCUCAAUCCAAAAAAGAAAGUUUGGGACAAACUCCAAGUUGACUUAAAAACGAAUGACAGUCUGUUAGCGGUGUGGCAAGGAAACAAACUAAUCAAUAAGAUUAAUGGCAACCCAGUAACAACAAAAUCAAUGAAGAAUGCUCCAAUCAAGUAAAUUUAUUUUUUAUUUAAAUUGCUCUCAGUGUACAGUUUGGUUGUUGUACUUUAAGUAUGCAUUUGUAACUGAUAUUUAUUAUUUUUAAUAAAUUAUUUUAUUUUCA
Molecule: messenger RNA, 1864 nt
Organism: Plodia interpunctella (Indianmeal moth)
Lineage: Eukaryota; Metazoa; Arthropoda; Insecta; Lepidoptera; Pyralidae
Gene: TyrRS
Product: Tyrosyl-tRNA synthetase
Exons: 2
Coding region: 184-1758 (524 amino acids)
Biological process (GO): tyrosyl-tRNA aminoacylation
Molecular function (GO): ATP binding; tyrosine-tRNA ligase activity; tRNA binding
Source: RefSeq, a predicted model, not a curated record